Ylistrum balloti is the source of this 753-nucleotide messenger RNA. RefSeq lists its product as uncharacterized. The transcript has a single exon. NCBI's taxonomy places the organism in Eukaryota, Metazoa, Mollusca, Bivalvia, Pectinida, Pectinidae. The coding region runs from base 1 to 753 and encodes 250 amino acids. The record is from RefSeq and is a predicted model, not a curated record.
AUGACGCCAGUCGUAUUUGCGCUACUACCAGGAAAGAGUCAAAGAAUCUACACUCGACUGUUUACCCUACUCAAGGAACACAUGACUCAACUGUACCUGCAUUUCGCCCCAACCCAUGCAUUCGCCGACUUUGAAGUAGCAGUACACAACGCCAUUCGCCAGACAUUCCCAGGAAUCACCAUGAAAGGCUGUUUUUUCCAUUUCAUACAGAGUGUAUGGCAAAAAGCACAGACAACUGGACUGCAAACUCUAUACCGGGACAACGAAGAUGUUAGGGCCCUUAUCCGCCGUGCAGCUGUUCUACCACUGGUACCCAUGGACUGCAUAGAAGACGUAUGGUUACAGACACUAGAAGAUCUAGAAGACGCUGAAGUACCACAGAACACAACACCUUUCACAGACUAUGUUACAGAGCAGUGGGUGGAAGGAGACAGACCGUUGUGGAAUCACUUCCAAACAGAUGGACCACGAACUACAAACAACCUAGAAGCCUUGCACGGGAAACUAAAGAAGAAGGUGAAACACGCUCAUCCGAAUAUAUUUGCCAUCAUACAGACAUUCAAGGAAAUAGACAAUGCCGACGUCAUCAACAGAAUGCAGAGAGAAGCUGGAGGAACCACCCGACCGCGUGCGAAGAAGUACUGCAACAUUGACCCCCGCCUUACAACACUCAAAGAAAGAUACGGAAACGGAACCAUUGACCUGAUGACCUACGCUGAUUCAGCAUCACAUCUACUUUAUCUUGGAUAUUAA